This is a messenger RNA of Vicia villosa (hairy vetch), 1185 nucleotides long. RefSeq lists its product as uncharacterized. Bases 1 to 1185 code for a protein of 394 amino acids. The transcript has 3 exons. The record is from RefSeq and is a predicted model, not a curated record. NCBI's taxonomy places the organism in Eukaryota, Viridiplantae, Streptophyta, Magnoliopsida, Fabales, Fabaceae.
AUGACGGAUAUUUUACAUAUUCAAGAGACAAAAUUGAAUUUGGUUCCCGAUUUUUUGGCUAGGAGUUUUUGGAGGUCUGAAGAUAUAGGAUUUUCUAUCUCACGUUCUAUUGGACCUAAGAGAUAUAUUUGGAGAAAGCUCAUGCGGUUAAAAUCUAAGUUCUUCGAUGGUGAUUGGUUGAUAGGAGGGGACUUUAACGCCGUUAAGAAUCAGGAGGAAAGAGUAGGGAGAUCUUUGGUGGGAAGCAAUUCCGAAUGGAGGGAGUUGAUGCGUCCGCAAGUGCACGGAUAUAUCGAAGAGUUCUCAAAUUUUAUUGAUGAUAGUUGUCUCGUGGAUGUGCCUUCUAAAGGUAAGAAGUUCUCUUGGUUUAGCGGAGAUGAGAAGUCUAAAAGUAGGAUUGAUAUAUUUUUGGUGGCGGACAAUAUUAUUAGAGAUUGGGGUCUCGUGGGGCAAUUCAUCGGUUCGAGAGACAUCUCGGAUCAUUGUCCUAUUUGGUUGGUGGUCGAUCGUGCUAAUUGGGGUCUGAAACCUUUUUGUUGCAAUAAGGAGUUUCUUCCUUUUGUGGAAAAGGAGUGGAAAGCUAUAAAAGUGGCGGGACGUGGUGAUUUUAUUCUUAAGGAGAAACUUCAGAUUCUUAAAGGAAGACUUAGGUGGUGGAAUACAAAUGUUUUUGGAAAUAUUGACUUGGAAAUAGAAGAGGAAGUUAGGGAUAUGAAUGAGGGGGUGGAUGAAGAUGAUGGUGGGAUAGUUGAUGUGGAAAAACUCAAGAAAGCUAGUAGUAAAUUUUGGUUGAAUCUCAAGAUUAAGGAGAAUAUGUUGAUUCAAAAAUCAAGGAUAAAAUGGCUCAAUGAAGGAGAUACUAAUAGUAGGUACUUUCAUCUGGUUAUGAAAGAAAGGAGGAGGAGGAAUCAUAUCAGUCCUAUCAAUUCUAAUAGUGGUUUGUUGGAAUCGGUUAAUGAGGUGAGGGAAGAAGUCCGGAAUCAUUUCAAAUUGAUGUUUUCCGAGCUGGAAGUAUCGAGGCCGGUAUUGGAUGGGAUUUUUUCCAAGGGGUUAGAUUCUAUUGAGAGAGAUUUUCUUGAGGUUUCUUUCUCGGAGGAGGAGAUUAAGGAAGCAAUGUGGAGUUGUGAUGGUUCGAAGAGUCCGGACCCGGAUGGUUAUUCUUUUCACUUUAUUAAGAAGUGUUGA